AUGAGCGGCCCAAUCCUCGCCUCGCCUCUUUCGGCAACCAUCGAAGUGUAUCAUCCAUUCUCUCAUUCCACAGCAGACGCCUCUAAAGGUUGGCGUUCUAACUCAGUAUCUUCCAAGAUCUCACCUAUGCAUACCAUCGAAGAAGAGACAAGCGACCAGAGAGAGGAUGCCGCUUCUCUAUCGUCCAAUCCGGCAACAGAGCUCGGUGAGCACAACUUCCCACAAUCCCAUAAAAGCCAGCACACAGUCGCUCCUGAGAUUGCAGAAUACGUUGCGACAAUUCGUGCCGCAAUCCAGGUGGUGGCAGAAAGUUCCCUAAGCCAGAAGAUCGAGGUAGGCGAACAGGAACAAGAAGACAAGUUGGCAUUCCAAUCCAAGGCUGGCCUGAACGCUAAGAGAAGCUCGUUGAUACUGUUGAAAGACAAAACCAGAGACAGCAUGUCGAACGUUGUCACCAGGGGGAAGAGAGUGUCCAAGAUUUUCACGGGAGUGUUCGAAAAGAAUAAUCAGCCAGGCCCUCAGAGGCUCCCGCCGGCGCCGAUGGACAGAGAAAGAGGAUCAAAGCCAUACAGUGGGCGGUACGUCUUCGUCAACAGCACCGCCGAUAAAUUGACCAGAAGCCGCGAUGAGAUUUUCACCAUAUCCUCCCACGUGUCCAAGACGCACCGUAAAUGGUUGAAAGAUGAACGGCUGAAACAGUUAAAUGCGUCUGCUGGCAAGGCUGUUGCACAACGGCCUAUACCUCCUCCUCAGAUCCACCUUGGCGAGACACGUGGGCGGUUGCCAUUUCCAUCCCUGCACCAAGAUGCUGCGUCCACGGCCGCUGGGUCCAGUCGAUUGCCCCACCAGCAGACAUGGCCAUCCUUACUCUGUGCGAGGUCCGAUCAGAUCCCAAGCAAUGGCAUGAUCCGAUAUUCUAGGGACAUCAUGAGUAGUCAGCACUUUGACUCUUUUGAGGGAUGCCAAGAGAACGAUGACCAAGAACGAUCAAGCCGCUGGAAAGAGUACCCACGGGGACCCAGACAACUGUCGUUGAUGCUGUGGAAGGGCAACUCUGAUCCUUUUCAAGCAGCCGCUGUGCAAUUAGCGCCUUGGGACUAUGAAAUCAUCCGCCAGGCUCAGCGGUUUCCGGUCUUUGCAGCAUGGCCGGAUAACGCCAGUGCAGUCUUCAGGGCACCAAUCGCAGAUACGACCAACUCUCGCAUCCAACUUCCGCAGGCUAUAGCUGAUGAAGCAGAAAUCCAUUCUAUCCUUGCUUCAGGGUACCACGUGGCUGCCGGCUGUUCAUGGACAAAGUCCGAAGUGUUCUUUGGGCGAGUGCUAGCGCACAAGACCCGAUCAAUAGCACUCCUACGACAGAAGCUGUUGAAAGAUGGGUUCUCGGAAGGCAUCACCACUGUCAUCCGUCUGCUGAUUUCUCUAGAGUUUGAGACCGGUAAUGUUCUAGCUUCGCUGGUCCAUUUGCGUGCGCUGUGGGCUAUGUCUUCGUCCAUGCCUGAGAUACUGCCUGACGCUCAGGAGCUUCUGAUUGUUAGCGAUGUCUGGAUUGCACUGUCAUUGUUGAAGAGACCUCAGAUAUCCCCUUCACGCUAUGACCCUGGUGGCCGUUCCCUGCAGACAUUCGACACCGCUUUUCGGCUACUUGAGAGCGAGGGCACCGAUCCUUACCUCGGCAAGACAAACCGGGCCGCAGAGUCUGUGCUUGAUGCUAGAACAUGGGGCUUGCUGGAUGCCGCCCAUGAAAUUGUGAACACCAAAGCCAUCAUGGACAAGAUCAAGGCUGCCACGAUCCAGCAAGAGGUUGUGUGGUGGAUGCACCGACGCGCCACAGCAGUUUCCGGGUUGCUCCUUACCGGAUAUGUUGAUAACACGGAAUGUACAGAAAUUUCAAAUCCUGCAAAAGGUCUCAACGUCAAAAGAGACCUCGUGGCUGCUGCAUGUUUGUGUGGAAUCUUGUUCAUGAACUUGAGGUUCGUGGACUCGCCCAGCAAUUACAACUUCAGCAAGACAUUUCGACAGAUUGAGCCUAUCUUACGAAUGGCUUCGCAAGUGUCCAGAGAAGUUGACAAGCAGGAACACGGGGUGACUUAUCUGUGGUUACUGUUCAUGUGUGCCAUGGGCAGUGAUGUUUACGCUGCAAGGGGAGACAUUCCAUACUCCGGUUGGCCUGCUCGAGAAUUCUGCCGUCUGUGUGCACGAUUCGAUCUCAAAGACGAAGGUGCCAUUGCGGCCACCCUCGGCCAACUCCACUAUUAUCCCCAGAUGGACGAUUUUAUCAAGGCUCUUCGUUCGUUUACAGGCGAGUCACUGGAUAUGCCCCUCAUAUCGUGGUCGAAGUGGUGCGACAUUCUUAACCACUACCAGCCUUGA
Molecule: messenger RNA, 2370 nt
Organism: Capronia coronata CBS 617.96
Lineage: Eukaryota; Fungi; Ascomycota; Eurotiomycetes; Chaetothyriales; Herpotrichiellaceae
Exons: 2
Coding region: 1-2370 (789 amino acids)
Source: RefSeq, a predicted model, not a curated record